AUGUUGACAACUUUGGAUCAACCUGAGAUGAUUGAAGUUACCAACAGACGUGGGCAAAAGCGCAAAAAACCUAAAGAAAUAGCUCGGUACAACAGCUUCAUGUCAGGCAUUGAUCGUGCUGAUCAAAUGAUCAGUUACUAUUCUUGUCCACGGAAGACGAUAAGGUGGUACAAAAAAGCUAUUUUUUACAUGUUGGAUGUCGCUGCCUGGAACGCAUUCUUCUUGUUCAAAAAGUAUGUUAUAAAGAAAAAUGUCAAGAAAUACGGAUAUGUUGAAUACAGAGAUAAGUUGAUAAGAAGUUUUACGAAACUUGGUGAUGUGGUUGGGAAAGACCUUGUCUCAGUUGACGCAUGGAAGAGAUAUCCACCAAAAACUCCUGACCCAAGCACCUCAACGCCAGGAACAGGCGUUGGUUAUUGGCCAAUUCGCAUUGCAGCGCAUGAAAAUUCGAAAAAGAAGUAUUCUUUUCUAAACUGUAGAGUUUGCCUAAGUCAGGAGCCAAAAAGACGUAGGGAGAUAAGUUACCGAUGCAGCGGCUGUCCCAAAUCUUCUCCACUAUGUCCAGAAUGCUUUGAAACCUGGCACAGUAUUUCUAAUCCUCACAUACGCCAAUAA
This is a messenger RNA of Parnassius apollo (apollo), 615 nucleotides long. The record is from the annotation of a GenBank genome assembly. NCBI's taxonomy places the organism in Eukaryota, Metazoa, Arthropoda, Insecta, Lepidoptera, Papilionidae.